UCUUAAAUAGAAUAAUAAUAUCUCUUUUGCCACAAUUGUCUUUACAUGAUAUGAACACACAACACACAGUUCCAUAAAUAAGUAAAAGUGAUAGCAUGGCAGAGACUCGCAAUUUCAGCCAAUACAUACAGAGAAGAAGAAGAAUAAGUAGGAGCAGCAUAAAAUCCGAAUUUGACUCUUCUCUGAAAUUAUCGCAUUAGAUCUCAAUCUAUCUAUCUAUAUGCAGAUAAAUAAAUAAAUAAAUAAAAUAUAAAUAAAUCCAUUUACCCGAAUGUUAUCUACUACCAAUGCAAUUUCCCUCAUCUUCCGCUCCCGUGCUUCUGCCGGAGACCCCACCUCCUUCCCUCGUCUCUUCCACUCCUCACUCUCACUGCCCACCACUUCGGGAAGACUACCUGCCGUUGAAACUGGCGGCGCCGCAGUUAGACGCGCCGGUGGGAACGAGUGGAUGAAGGUGAAAGCGAAGGAGAGAAAAUGGUCACGAAAUAGAGAAGGUUACAUGUUUGAUAAUGGUGAGCCUCUUCCACUUCCCAUGACUUAUCCUGAUUCUUCUCCUGUUUCGUCUCAAGAGAUUGAUCAGCGUCUUCAAUGUGACCCCAAACUUGAGGAUUGUAAAGAGGUGGUUUAUGAAUGGACUGGCAAGUGUCGUAGCUGCCAAGGAUCGGGAUAUGUAAGCUACUAUAACAAAAGAGGGAAAGAGGUCACUUGCAAAUGCAUUCCUUGUAUGGGAAUUGGAUACGUGCAGAAGAUAACAGCUCGGAAAGAUAUUGAUUUAAUGGAGGACUUGGGUAAUGGAAAACCGUCAUGAUGGUUGAUGUUCUCCACUAACCUCGCCCCCAGUUUUUUUAUUUAAUUUUCUCUAGUUCCCUUUCUUUACCUCGGGAAUCCAUACUAUACUGUAUUCAUCUUGAUGAGCUUUAUUCUUCCAUGAUUGUUACUCAAUAUACUCAUGUAAAUCAACAUUUUUACGAUUAGAGAGACUCGUAAAGAUUAUAACA
Medicago truncatula (barrel medic) is the source of this 998-nucleotide messenger RNA. Its product is annotated as protein disulfide-isomerase SCO2. The transcript has 3 exons. The record is from RefSeq and is a predicted model, not a curated record. NCBI's taxonomy places the organism in Eukaryota, Viridiplantae, Streptophyta, Magnoliopsida, Fabales, Fabaceae. The coding region runs from base 272 to 808 and encodes 178 amino acids.